Oikopleura dioica is the source of this 1575-nucleotide messenger RNA. Lineage: Eukaryota; Metazoa; Chordata; Appendicularia; Copelata; Oikopleuridae. The record is from the annotation of a GenBank genome assembly.
AUGUUCAUGUUCCUCCUUGUUUUUUGGCUCAAUACCCAAAUUCACUUCGGCUUUGCUUCCCGGCCCCCGAAUAUUUUGUUUGUCAUUACAGACGCUUUUGAUGGAAGAAUUCUCAGUGAAAAAACAAAGCCAGUUGCUCUACCAAAUUUAGAAAAACUCCAGCGCGCCGGCACGACUUUUACGAGGACCUACUGUGCCUCGCCCCUGUGUGUUCCAUCAAGAGCAGCUCUGUUCUCUGGCCGGCAUAUUCAUAAAACAGAAAGCUGGAAUAAUUUUCGAGGGCUUUCAAAUGGUGUUGGAAACUGGACCGAGGACUUGAAAAAAGAAUUUCUUGAACAAAACUUAGUUCGUUACAAAAUUGGUCUAUUUGGUAAAAUUGAUGAUCACUCAGGCGACCAUUCAGAAUCAGAGCGGAUAGAAGCCUGGACAUCUAGGGUACAGGGAUUGACGUUGAGACAGGAGCCUAGACCGACAGUCGAGCUUCUUGGCAAUCAAAAUACCAAAAAAGUUCAACUCAAAGAUUGGAUGCGACUGAAAAAAGUGAGGUCGUUCAUCAAAAAGGCGUCAAAAAAUUCAUCUUCUCCAUGGCUUGCCUACUACGGAAUUAACCUCCCUCACCCUUAUCGAACCAAUUCUGCAGGGCCCAAUGCUGGUGGAUCUACAUUUAAGACUUCGCCCUAUUAUUUGAAGAAAGUGGACAAAUCAAAGAUCAAAGCUCCAGUUUGGAAGAAAUUCCAAGACCUUCAUCCUGUCGACCAAUACGCGGUCGUUACAAAAAACUGCUCUGGAAGCUGGUCAAACGAAGAAAUUCUCGAAAUCCGCGCGUACUACUUUGCGAUGCUUGCAGAAGUGGAUGCGAUUCUCGGCGAGCUUUUCCGUUCAAUUCCAAAUUUGAACGAAACCGUCGUCUUUUUCACUUCUGAUCAUGGAGAUCUCGCGAUGGAGCAUCAACAGUACUACAAGAUGAGUUUCUAUGAAGGCUCCGUCAGAGUUCCACUAAUUGCCGCUGGGCCGCCAUUCAAAAGUGACAUGAGAAAACAUGAGCCACGAAGUCUUUUGGAUAUUUAUCCGACUUUGUUGUCCUUAGCCAAUACAACGACCGAACAUGAAAUUGACGGAUUGAGCCUGUUGCCGGACAAGAGAAUCAGUUCAAACCGCCCUGUAUUAGCACAGUACCAUGCAGAACAUAUGAACGCGUCUGGUUACAUGAUCGUACAAGGAGACUACAAGUUCAUUUUCUACAGUCAGCAUCGAUACCAACUUUUCGAUCUGAAAAAUGAUCCCGAAGAACUUCAUGAAAUUCAGGAUGAAAAUAUUGCUCGAAAACUCCGUCGCGAGCUGCUGAAGCACCUUGAUGUUCAAUCAGUGACUGAAAAAGUUGAGCGAUACAACAAAGAAUCAUUCCUUCAGUGGAGAAAUCAGAAAGGAGAGGAUUAUGAAGAUGCAAUAAGCAAUCUUCGCUGGGCCGAGCAUUUCAACGAAAAUAAGCAUAAAAAUCUCGCCCUGAUCGAUCGCUGGCUUUACGACUUGCCGACAAUUUCACUUGAAGUUGACAAUAAAAACCCACCAAAAUAA